AUGUCGACUUCCGAUGACUUAGCUCCUUCUGUGGCGAUUUUGAAGAGAUAUUAUGGCUGUGUAAAGGGCCUGCAAAACUAUUUGGCAGAUAUUUUGGAACUUAACGGCCGUCGUCUUGACCCCAAAGAGUUGCUCAGUGACGAUGACUCACAAAGCUACCUCCAACUUUUAUCGACAUCAUACGUAGGAGUCAAGAAUCUAACUUCUGGUAAAACCUUUCGGGUUUUCAUCCCAAUGCUUGGCAUGAGAGAGGUUCUCGACUACGCCCAAGAACGAUUGUUCAGAGAGAAACGUGCUAAAAACAUCAUUACUUCUGGUUAUCGACUUGCUUCACAUGCAAAUGACAAUGGGAAGAAAGGGAUGGCUCGGAUGGGAAUCACCAAUUACUUCUUGAACACCGUGAUCACUGCACUUCAAGCGGAGGAGUGGGAAAACUUGCUUUCUCGUAUUGGCGAAGAUGCAAUGUUACAUCUUCUCACAGAGACUUCGAUAUAUGUCUCUCUCCCAAAUGGAUGCCUAUGUCAACUGACAGGGGAACCUUUAAUCAACACAGCGCCCCCAGCCUACAAUGAUGAAAGCCUUCCAAAGAAGAUGACACAGAAACGACUUCACGAAAAUGCCACUGACACUCACAACGAAAGGCCCGCCAAACGGCUAAAGCUCGAAUCUAGUGUCGCUCUUCCCAAUUCAACGAAACCUUCUGGGAAACGGCCUAUAUCCAUACCCAAUAGCAGACGUAUCUUGGUCGGGUUGCCCUUAAAGCACGUUCUCAAUCGAAUAAGCCCUUGCUAUAUUGUAAAACCCCCCAAUCUUGCUGGCCAGCCCUCGGUGGACGACUCGCGUCAAAACGCAGAGAAUGCGCGGAGACUCUCCAAAUACGUUUUCGCGCGUCAGUACGGUCUGUCAAAUCCUUUUAAAACUAGCGGAGGUUCUUCUCCUUUCUACGGGGAUUAUCUCGACAGAGAACUGGAAAUAAAGUCGAAAGGGUCUUGUAAAACCCCACAACGAUUGAAGGGCAUUCUGCCAGUCCUCGAAAAAUUGAUCAGACGACAUUCUAGAUGUGGCUAUAUACCCCUCCGAGACCUCACUUGUCCUUCAAAGAUCAAGACCACCGGUUCAAAGGACUUUGAUAGCAGUGUCAUACUGGAAAUGAUGUCCGAGAAUUCUAUACAACUGAAAUCGCAACUUGUAACCGGUCAAGGGAAUAUCUCGUAUGAUUCUUCUGGGAACCCCAUACCGGCUUUCGGCCUGACGCAGGCGCAAAAACAUGCCAAACAGAAACCACGGUUUGUGGAAUUUGCUUGCAGCCACCUCGAGAAAUUUAGCAUAACUGCUUGCGAUUGGCUCGCCCCUUCUAGUCCAGGAUUCUUGCAGCAAGGCAGGGUCUCCGUUUCCGAUGCCGUCAAGCGCCGCCAAUUAUUGGAAGAUUUUUUGUUUUGGUAUUUUGACUCUUUCGUGUUGCUAUUGCUCAAGACAAAUUUCUACGUGACGGACUCCUCUGCUUUCCGUAACAAUGUUCUCUAUUUCAGACAUGACGACUGGGCAACCUUAUGCGCUCCGUUGGUUGAAAGGUUGACAUCUGUUACCUUCGAAAAGCUUACAGAUGAGGAGGCAGCCGCCAUCUUGCGACAACGCAAAUUGGGAUUCUCAUUUGUACGCCUUCUACCUAAAGAAACUGGUGUCAGGCCUAUUGUCAAUCUUCGAAGAAGGAAAGCGUCAGCAAAGGGCUCCUAUGGCAAUGAACAGUCGAUCAAUCAGAUCCUCCAAGGCGCCUUCAGUAUUUUGACCUAUGAACGGAGUAACCAGCCUGAAAAUCUCGGAGCGUCGAUCUUCAAUUAUAAUGAUAUAUGCCUGAAGUUAAAAAAGCUGAAAGCCAGUCUUCCGAGAGACUCGAAAGGUGGAUUACCCAAACUUUACUUUGUGAAGCUAGAUGUCCAGGCCUGUUUCGAUACCAUUGACCAAACAAAGUUGCUGCACGUUAUACGCCAGCUGAUAUCAGAGGAUGUAUAUAUGAUUCAAAAAUACGGACAAGUACGGUCGUUAGCUGGCAAAAUCAGAAGAAUGUUCCUCAAGAAGGCAGUUCCUGAAGAUGACCAUCCUCAUUUCAUGCGUUAUGCUGCUGACCUGGCUGGCUCCCUUCGCGAUGUAAUUUUCGUGGACCAGAAGCAGGAAGUUCUACAACUUCUCGAAGAACAUAUCACCGAAAAUAUUGUCAAGAUAGGCUCCACAUACUAUCGUCAGAUGGUCGGCAUUCCACAGGGAUCCAUUCUUUCGACUAUAUUAUGCUCUUUCUUCUAUGGAGACCUCGAAAAGAGAUUUGGAAAAUAUACUGAAGAUCCACAUAGCGCCCUUCUGCGACUUACUGAUGAUUAUUUAUUUGUUACGACAAAUCUCGAGUCUGCGAAGGGAUUUUUAAACAUGAUGAAAAAAGGUCAUCCGGAAUAUGGAUGCUUCAUCGCACAAGACAAAACUUUAACGAACUUUGAACAUGGUGACCAUACGCUGAAUGUAUUGGACCUAACUCAAAAAUGGUGGACUACAGUCGAUACAACGGAAGCGAGUAUGAUUUUGAGCGUUAUCACGAGCAGGAAUCGGAAGCACGCUAACCGUAGACAGAGGCCGACGCCCUGGCGUAUCUUUCAUCUACAAGAUGCUGCACCGGAACGGUACAGGCCAGUCAAGCGAAAAAGUCAUGCAAUAUUCUCUGAUCGCGAGCUCAACAGCAAACACAUUGUAUACCUGAACAUCUAUCAGAAUUUGCUUCUGACGGCGCUGAAGAUGGACGCUUACAUUUCAGCGCUGGGAGAGGGUGGAAAGAAGAAUACGGCUUUCCUGCGCAGUGUCAUCCAAAAGACAAUCGUGUAUAAGUACACGUCUGUCCGUAUGCACGCACGGAGCGAAGGCAACCAGAAUGACGGUACCAACUCUGAUAUUCACAAAGAGGCUGUGAUGUGGCUCGGCAAUCAUGCCUUCCAGUAUAUCCUGAGCCGGAAGCCCCAGAAAUACAAGGCAUUGGUGUGGUGGUUGAAGGUAGAAAUGGGGAGGAUGAAGCGUAAAUCGUACUGCUACCAGUUCAAAGAGCUGGUCACAGAGGGUCAGAAGGACUUUGCUGUGAUCGCAGUCUGA
Psilocybe cubensis is the source of this 3126-nucleotide messenger RNA. RefSeq lists its product as uncharacterized. Lineage: Eukaryota; Fungi; Basidiomycota; Agaricomycetes; Agaricales; Agrocybaceae. The record is from RefSeq and is a predicted model, not a curated record. Gene Ontology annotation, biological process: telomere maintenance via telomerase. The transcript has 26 exons. Bases 1 to 3126 code for a protein of 1041 amino acids. Gene Ontology annotation, cellular component: telomerase catalytic core complex. Gene Ontology annotation, molecular function: telomerase RNA binding; telomeric repeat DNA binding.